Messenger RNA from Prunus persica (peach), 1293 nucleotides. RefSeq lists its product as uncharacterized. The transcript has a single exon. Bases 272 to 733 code for a protein of 153 amino acids. NCBI's taxonomy places the organism in Eukaryota, Viridiplantae, Streptophyta, Magnoliopsida, Rosales, Rosaceae. The record is from RefSeq and is a predicted model, not a curated record.
CCAUGACCCAGUGUCCACCUAAUGACACAAAAUGAUGCAAACCCAUUUUUGGCCCCUGGCUAAAUGCUAAAUAGUAAGAAAAUCCAUGACACAAACCCCUUUUUUAUAGCAACACUUUAAUUACAAGAAAUCCACAUAACUUAGACUUCUACUCUCUUCCCUUCUCCUCCCAUAACACAAAGAAACACACAUAAAAACACACACACACACACACACAGAGUCUUUGAGAGAGAGAGAGAGAGAGAGAGAGUUCAAUGUUCUGCUUCAUUCCAUGGCUCUUACAACAAGUUCAGAGUCUCAUUCAACCUCUACAAAACCAACCCCAACUCCUCCACCAAUCGAAGUCGAGUGUGUGAAAUGCGACUCUUGUGGGUUCACGGAGGAUUGCACCCCUGCAUACAUCUCACGAGUCCGGGAUCGUUACCAGGGCCGUUGGAUAUGUGGGCUCUGCGUUGAGGCAGUGAAAGAUGAAGUCUUGAGAUCAGAUAGGCUCAUCUCCACCGAAGAAGCCCUGAACCGCCACAUAAAUUUUUGCAGGAAGUUCAGAUCAUCAAGUCCUCUGCAUAAAGAAACAGAGCACCCCAUCCUUGCCAUGGGUCGGGUUUUCAGGCGGAGCUUGGACAGUCCGAGAGCUCUCAGGUCAAAUUCUAGCUCUUCUCUUGAUGGUGUCGAAAGUGUUCGCGGCCCAGCGCUUGUUCGUUCAGGAAGUUGCUUCUCUUCUCUGUCUAGGUGAAUGGUUAGAGCAAACUUUGCAGGUACAUAUGAAACAGAGGAACUCUGUUUUUUUUCUUAGAUAACAAAUUGGGUAAUUUUGGCUGUUUUUUUUUCUUCCUUUUUUUUGCUCUAAUGGAUUGAUCUUAAUGGAUUUUUAAGAUAAUUGCUGAGAAAACUAAUAUGACUGAUUUAAGAUUGUUUGUUUCUCUAGACUUUUUCAAUGUAUAUAUUCCAUAAUUUAAUUUGCUUCAAAUACAUUAUUUCUUUUCUUUUUCAUUAUUUUGUUUCUCUAGAGUUUGUACAUUGUUUUGUUGUUUAAAGGAAUAUGAAUGACAUGAUUGUGUGAUCAAGGUCAAGGUACAUGAAUUAUACAAAGGGGUUGGCAAAUUAAUGGAAAUAAAUCUAGGGUCUGGUUCCUGUAUACAAAUUCAUGAAAGUGAUGCCACUGCAUUUUCCCUUUUAUUCUGGUGUAAUUACUAAUUAGCUGGUUUCUUUCCUGUUUCAGUCAUGCCCAGUUGUGUAAAAUGGCUUAUUAGAAAACAAACAAAAAAGAAAAAAAAAAGAAAAAAAAAAAGAAAA